Molecule: messenger RNA, 336 nt
Organism: Striga asiatica
Lineage: Eukaryota; Viridiplantae; Streptophyta; Magnoliopsida; Lamiales; Orobanchaceae
Source: the annotation of a GenBank genome assembly
AUGUUCGAGAAUGUGCUCUUGUUCGGGCUCAUCCACCUUAGGCUGGCAAGCAAUGGAUGCAAUAACUUCAUGCAAUUGGCUCAACUUUUCAUCCAAAAUAGGGUGGAGUAUUCUAUCAGCACCUCCAAUGUUCCUCCUCCGGGUCUGGCUCGACAUCAAACUUUGGCGGCCCAUCAUAAGCUACCUCCGCCGAGCCGUCAAAGUCAUCUGCCAGUAGAGCCCGAGAGCUGUUGCGGCGGGGACAGGCGGACUGAUGGUGGCCGGCCUCGCCGCAAGAAAAACAGCGGGGACCACCUCCGGCGCGCGACCCCUCCAUCCCGACUGAGGCAGUCCUGA